This is a messenger RNA of Exserohilum turcica Et28A, 5101 nucleotides long. RefSeq lists its product as uncharacterized. Gene Ontology annotation, cellular component: cytoplasm; cytosol; methionyl glutamyl tRNA synthetase complex. The record is from RefSeq and is a predicted model, not a curated record. The annotation marks the transcript as partial. The transcript is spliced from 6 exons. NCBI's taxonomy places the organism in Eukaryota, Fungi, Ascomycota, Dothideomycetes, Pleosporales, Pleosporaceae. Gene Ontology annotation, molecular function: glutamate-tRNA ligase activity; protein binding; ATP binding. Gene Ontology annotation, biological process: translation; glutamyl-tRNA aminoacylation.
UCAUGGCCGUCGGCCAGGCGCUGCCCACGCGCUUUCCCUGCUGGUGCAAGGCCAUCUACUCGUGGGGCGGCGAGGGCGACCUGAUCGAGGUGCUCAACGCCGGCGAUGGCUCGUGGUGGAUGGGCCGCCUCAAGCGCGACAGGCGCAUGGUCGGCCUGUUUCCCUCCAACUUUGUCGAGCUGCUCAGUGAAGACUACCAGCCCUGGGCCCGCAAUGGCAGCGGCGGGAGCAUGUCGAGGCAGAACAGCGCCCAGGAACAGCCCAAGCCCGUGCCCCAGAAGCAGAAGAGCAUGUUCAGGAAGCCCUUCACGGCCUACGCUGCUGCAGGCGCCCCAAACCCGGCUGCUGCCGCCCGCGAACGACUCCGAGCAGGCGGCAUCAACGCGACCAACGGCACCGUCAAAACAAAGUCACACGGCGGUCACUUUACGCCAUCUCCUCUUACGACAGCAAUGAACGAUGUCAUGUCAUCUUUGCAAGACAUGACCACGACACAGAGUCCCGAAUCGCCCGAACAGGUUCCCGCAUCGGCAACGCCAUGGUCUCCGGAGGCCUUUGAUCAAGUGUACCAGGCGUCGGCCCAGAAAGUUCGGACACAGUCCGCCCUUGAUCAAGAUGAUGAUGACGAUGAUGAUGGACCACCGGAUGUCAACAACUACAUGCAGCGCAUGGAAAGUCGACUACGCCGGAUGCAACAGCAAGAGAAGAACCGGAGUAACGAAAUGUUUAUGGACGACGACCAAGGACCACUGGUACCACUGAAGACUUCGGGCACCGCAGGCCACAGACCGACAUCAUCUAUGGGCACCCUUGAGCAAGAAGUGGAGCGCAAAGGAUCGAGGGUACUCCGGAACCGCAAGUCUGCCUACGACAUUGGCCGUAAUGCACUCGGCCGCACAUUUACGAGCAAAACGAACUCAACGACUACGACUCAGACUAGUAGCAGCACUAAUCGCAGCUUAAUGUCCGGGCACUCUGCUACAAACAUGAGUGCCACUAGCGCUGGAAGCUAUUACCGCAAAAAGUUUGGCAAGGAUCGGCCCAAGAGUCUCAUGAGCAUAAAGGACACAGCAGGCAAAGGUUAUGGUUUCGACGAUGAGCGGCCAGAGACGCCUUUUACGGGUGUGACCUAUCACUCGAGUCACGCCUCCUCUCACUCGCGACCAAGCUCGAGCGACCAUCAGCAAGCCGCUAGCAAUACGCCAGCCACCGACGACCCUGAUCCGCUUGGUGGUUUGAGGCGGCCAAAGGCGAAGCGCAGCGGGUUCUUCAGAAAGAUGAUUGAUACUGCAAAGACGCAGGCGGCCAAUGCGCGCAGCACCAUCGACACUAUUAGUCGACCUGGAUCCCGAGCAGCUAGUCGCGCUGCAGGCCGUUCUAGCAGCCGUGCUGCAAGCCGCAUGGAUGCUACGGAGCAGAUGGGCAUUGAAGGCGGUCCUACAGUUCCCUCAACCAGCAGCUCAAGGGAUACGGGUCUCGGGACAGUCGACUGGGUACAAGUCCGGAGAGACAUUAACCGGUCCAACUCAUUGAGCAAGAAUGAGCGCGCAGAGCGUGCUGAGAGAUGCGAGAUGAUGGAUUACCCCGUCUUGAACCCCAUUGACAUUCUCUACGAAUCGGCUCAAGGUGACGAAGGCCUUGAUGGACUUCCCAUCACUGAACCAACUGAUUUUUCGGCUUGCAGUCUUGCCCACGUGGACAAGAGCGCACGCUUCAUUAACAGCAUUCCUCUCGGAACUAACCCUGCUACCCUGGCCCAGAGCUAUAUAUGCCGACCCUACCGGAGCGACAUUCAGCGCCUACGCGCCAUCUUCACCUGGGUGAGCGAGCGGAUCUCCUGGGAAGAGGAUUUUGAGGGUAAGAUGGAUCCGCGCCACGUACUGCAAAGCAAGCGUGGCUGCUCUGAAGAGAUUGCCAUGGUAGUGGCUGAAAUGUGCGCGUCUGUUGGCAUGCACGCUGAAGUGGUACGUGGCUAUCUGAAAACGCCGGGCGAGCCGCUUGACCUGGAGAGUGUUGCCAGACCGAACCAUUAUUGGAACGCGGUUAUUGUGGAAGGUGAGUGGCGCGUGAUGGACUGCUCCCUCGCUGGGCCUACUCAUCCGAAACGCGUGCAUUAUUCCACUGCUGGGACAUCCAUGGCUGAGACCUGGUACUUCCUCGCACGGCCACUGGAAAUUUGUUACUCGCAUGUGCCGCUUCUCCCUGAACAGCAACACAUUUGCCCGCCGCAGCCACACGAGGUACUCAUGGCCUUGCCCUGCGCGACGCCCACGUACUUCAAGCACCAUCUUAACGUGGUCAACUUUGACACCAGCAUCCUGAACUUGGACAAUCUCGAGAUGGCACAUAUCUACAUCGACGUACCAGAGGAUGUAGAAUGCGUGGCCGAGGUUGAGGCAAGAUGCUACUCUCAAGACAUGGAUGGUGACGUAUUCGAGAGCGGAGACAUAAUCAAAAAGCCAGCCUUGUCACAGGCGGAGUGGUUUGGAGGACAGAAGCGUUACACGGUCAAAGCACUUCUCCCAACCGAUGGAGGCCAGGGUGUCCUGAAAAUCUAUGCAGGACCUCGAGGACUGAUGCAUUCGAACAAGCUCAAUCCUCACAACCUGGCGAUUGGUCUGCCCUUGACGCAUUCUGGCACCAAUCCUCCCUACUCAUUCCUAACCCUCCAUCCUACGCCGCACGCCCAGAGACAUGAUCUCUAUGUCGCUCAGCCGCAGUGCGCAAGCUUGGCUCUGAACAAUACCUUUGUCUUUUGCGUCCGCCAACAUCCGUCGUCUCUCACGAAGUCGCCCGAGCCUAGCCCUGCAUUGCAUGGUCGAUCCUCCCCCAAUCCCUUCGCUCGGCCCGCAUCCGCAAUGAGUAUGCAAAGCAUAUCUGCGACGGGCUCUAACUACACCAACCCAUCUCUGGCUUCUUCGGGCUCAGGAGGCAGCGGCAGUACCAAGCCUGCGAAAUUAGCGAUACAGACACCCUCUGGUAAGAUCAUUCGUUUAACAAGGAAGAAUGAGCACAUGGGCGGUCUUAGCGAUGCCGAUGGCACAGCGUGGGAAACGGUCAUCAAAAUUGGAGAAAAAGGAACAUGGAGAGGUUUGGUUCUCGCAGAUCGCAGCGCGAGAUGGUGCGUCUUCGCUCAAUGGGAUCCGUCUCCAUCACCACCGAAGCACAUCACUAUGGACGCCGCUAUCGCUGAAUGGCAAACCCGUGCCGAGGCCCUCAAGCCCCUCAACCUGAAGCAAAUUGAGCCCCACCUUCUUGAGCUUGAUGCACACCUCACUCUACGCUCGCACAUUGUCGGCUACACACUCAGCGAUGCCGAUACGACAGUAUGGAAGACAAUUCGCGAGAACCGCGUGGCGCAUGCCUUUGUAAAGCAGGAUCUGAUGAAUAGCUUGUGUCGCUGGUUCCGCUACAUUGAGGAGGCGUACCCGCAGAGCGUGGUUGUUGUUAGCGGAGGACAGGGUAAAGAGGGGGCAAAGGGCAAGAAGGAGGGCAAGAAUGAUGAUGCCAACUACGACAUUGGUCUGCAGGAUGUGGGAGAUGGCAGCGGUAUUGUCACUAGGUUUCCUCCUGAGCCUUCAGGCUAUCUUCACAUUGGGCACGCAAAGGCUGCGUUGUUGAACGACUACUUUGCGCACGAGAAGUACAAGGGCAAGCUUUUGCUGCGAUUCGACGACACCAACCCCACCAAGGAGAAGCAGGAGUUCCAAGAUGCCAUUGUUGAAGACUGCGCGCUUCUAGGCAUCAAGCCAGACCAAGUCUCGUACACCAGUGACUGGUUUGACCAAUUGUACGAGACCUGCGUGCAGGCCAUCAAGGAUGGACUUGCAUAUGCAGAUGAUACGAUUCAGGAGAAGAUGCGUGACGAGCGCAUGAACGGCAUUGCUAGCGCGCGUCGCGACUCGAGUGUUGAGGACAACUUGGCACGCUUUGAGGAGAUGAAGAAGGGCAAUGAGGAGGGCCUGAAGUGGUGCAUUCGUGCAAAGAUGUCGGUCGACGACCCGAACAAGGCUAUGCGUGACCCCGUCAUCUACCGUUGCAACCCUGAGGCUCAUCACCGCACCGGCGAGAAGUGGAAGAUCUACCCUACCUACGACUUUUGCUGCCCAAUUGUCGACGCUCUCGAGGGUGUUACGCACGCACUCCGUACCACCGAGUACAACGACCGCGACGCGCAGUACCAGUGGUUCAUCAAGAACCUUAAGCUGCGCAAGGUGCACAACUGGGGCUUUGCUCGCCUCAACUUUGUCAAGACUGUCCUGUCCAAGCGCAAGCUCACCAAGAUUGUCGACGCAGGCAUCGUCACUGGCUGGGACGACCCGCGCAUGCCAACUGUCCGCGGCGUCCGUCGCCGCGGAGCCGUCAUUCCCGCUCUCCGCGAGUUCAUCCUCAAGCAAGGGCCCUCCAAGAACAUUGUCAACCAAGACUGGUUCGCCUUCUGGGCUACCAACAAGAAGCACAUUGAGCCCACUGCCGCACGGUACACGGCCAUUGACGAUGCAGGCCGCGUCCCGGUAACCAUUAUCGGCGCGCGCGAAGGCAUCAUCUCCGAGGACAAGCCCAAGCACGCCAAAUACGAUCUCGGCAACAAGAAGGUCGUCUUCAGCUCCUCGGUGCUCAUGGAGCAAGCCGACGCGCAAUCAUUUGCCCAAGACGAAGAAAUCACCCUCAUGAACUGGGGCAACGCCAUUGUGCGCAAAAUCUCGCACUCGCUCAACCCCAUCGACAUGGCCAAGAACGGCAUCGGCAACACCGUCACCGCCCUCGAACUCGAGCUCCAUCUCCAGGGCGACGUCAAGAAGACGGCCAAAAAAGUAACAUGGCUCUCCAAGGACCAGGAUCUCGUCCCCAUUGACCUCGUCGACUUUGACUACCUCAUUACAAAGGAUAAGCUCGAGCCUGAGGAUACGCUUGAGGACUUCCUUAAUCCAAGCACCGAGACGAGGACAAAGGCGCUCGCUGAUUGCAAUGUUGCGCAGCUCAAGGUGGAUGAUAUUGUCCAGUUUGAUCGCAAGGGCUUCUUUAGGAUCGACAAGGCGUUUGAGCAUGGACAGCCCGUUGUUGCGUUUCAGAUUCCCACGGGUAAGAGCAAGUAAGAAGG